AUGCCUUUAAAUAUUAGAGCCAAGCCCUCGCAGAGCAAGCUGUCUGCUGGCCCAAAGAGUAGUGGGCACACUGAUGGUAGCACAUCUCAUUCACGCUUCACAAAGUCCCCUAAACAAGGGAGAGGCAAACAGGCUGUAAGCUCAGCACCAGGCUCCCGCUCAGGUCUAGAACCAGGCUCUGUGUCAGGGGGUGUGCCUGCACCAGCGUCUAAAUUGACAGGAGGUCAAGGGUCGGUCUCGAGGCCAGGUUCAAAGAGCAGACCUGCCACAGCAGCAGACAAAGCAGCAGCUCAUGGUUCAGCGACAGCACCUGGGGGUAAAACCCUCUCUAUGGAGAAUAUCCAGUCUUUGAGUGCUGCCUAUGCCACUUCAGGCACCAUGUACCCCAGUGAGCGGGAUUCCUUGGAACCCUCUGGUGGGUAUCCCAAAGGCACCAUGACGCUGGGCAGGAGCACUAGCCGUUCCUCCCACACUGGCCGGGCAACAGCCAUGGGUAGCAGCCCAAACAUCACCUCCUCUGGGCUGCAUCACCCAUCAGACCCCUAUGGCGACCAAACCUUGCAUUCUGCAGGGACUUCCAGUCUGCGGCGCCAUUCAGGGAGACAGCCACAAACACUGGAUUCAGCUGGACGGCGAGAGGUUUCCACAUUUGAUCUCCAGGCUCAGCUGAGGGACCUGCAGAGGGAGAAUGACAACCUGAGGAGGGAACUAGAUGGAGGGAGGGAUGGGAGGAUAGGCCCCAGCGUGAACAGUGUCAAUUUCUGGAGCCCAGAUGUAAAGAGAGACAAGGGGGUUAGGCGGGAGGAGGGAAUGAGGACCUCAGUUCUGAAAGACCAAUACAGGACGAACCAAGAGGAUUUGCAGCAUGGGGAUAUGAGAAGAAACAAGCAGCUUCCGUUAACAGUUCAGGAGCUUCAGGAGGAGCUGAGGGCUCACAGGGAGAUGAACAGUCGUUUGCAGCAACAACGGCAACAGGGGAACUCUGGCUCCUACCGGGAACUUCAUAUGGACCAGGACCACAGAGGGGGACUCAGUCCUGGCCACAGCCCUAGACAAAGCCCAAGCAACCUGCACAGUCCUGGACCGAAGAACAGUCCCAGAGCCAGCCCAUCCAACACCUACAAUCCAAGGCAACAGGAAGCUGACAUCAUCAUUCACAGCCCCGGGUAUGCCUGUAACACUGCAGUAGCGACGCAAAGAAUCAGCCCGGGCAACACCCUUCAGCCUGGGCCAAGGAAAAGCCCAAAUCAGCCUCUCUACAGUCCCAGUCAAGGUCCGGUAACAGUGCCCAGCUCUAGUUCCCUUCGGCCCUGCAGCCCCUGCCAGGUGCCUGGGUGUGACGGCUUCUCCUCGCCCCCUCCUCUGGAUCCGUCAGAGGAGAAUUUCUUUCGGCUGCAGUCAGAGCACGAGCGGCAGGCCAAGGAGCUGGUCCUGCUGAGGAAGACCAUGGAAGAGAUGGAGAUGAGAAUAGACUCUCAGAAGCAGACGCUGGGCGCCCGGGACGAGAGCAUCCAGAGGCUGCUGGAGAUGCUUCAGGGCCAAGGUCAAGGUCAGGGACACUGGGGUCUGGGACAGAGGACAGGCAUCAUUACCGUGGCAGCGCAGGAGGCUGAAGCACAGCUGGAGAACAUGCAUGUGAGAGAGGACAGCAAAAUCUCAUCCCUGGAGAGGAACAUCAGAGACUUAGAGGAUGAGGUCCAGAUGUUAAAGACCAGCGGCCUGCUGCACCCUGACGACAGGCAGGAUGAGGUCAAGCAGGUGGAGGUCUACAGGAGCCAUUCUAAAUUCAUGAAAACUAAGAUAGAGCAGCUGAAACAGGAGCUGAACAGAAAGGAGUCAGAGAUGCAGGCCCUGCAGACCAAACUAGAAACAUUGACCAAUCAGAACUCAGACUGCAAGCAACACAUCGAGGUGCUAAAGGAAUCGCUCAGCGCCAAGGAGCAACGCGCCAGUACACUGCAGACAGAGGUAGAUGCUCUGCGGGUGCGUCUGGAGGAGAAGGAGCAGUUCUUGACCAAGAAGACUAAGCAGCUGCAGGACCUGACUGAUGAAAAGAGCACGCUAACAGGAGAGAUCAGAGACAUGAAGGACAUGCUGGAUGUCAAGGAAAGGAAGGUUAAUGUCCUGCAGAAAAAGAUUGAGAACCUGUUGGAGCAGUUAAAAGAUAAAGACAAACAGCUGGCUGGGUUGAGGGAAAGGGUUCAGGGCCUCCAAACUGACUCCAGCAAUACAGACACAGCCCUGGCCACACUGGAGGAGGCGCUAUCAGAAAAGGAGCGAGUGAUUGAGAACCUCCGGGAGCAGAAAGAGCGGGAGGAAAGGGUUCGGCAGGAGGAGCUGGAGCAGAUGCGGAAGGAGAACCAGGAAUUAAAGGACAAACUGUCAGCCCUGCAGCCCCAAAAAGUGUCCCACAGCCUAGCAACCAACCCCAGCCCGACCCAGAACCAGAGACCUGAUGAAGAGGUGCCAGCCAAAGUAGAUGGGCUACCAGCAGUAAGCCCCACAACCCAAAACACGGACGAAGCAGUCAGGAAGUGUCCAGACAUCACAGAUCGUCUGAGGCUUCUGGAGCAGGAAGUGGCUCGCUACAGAGAGGAAUCUGGGAAGUCACAAGCCGAGGUGGAGAGGCUAAUGGCUGCUCUGAGGGACACUGAGAUGGACAAAUCGUGCAAGGAGAAGAAAAUUGCUGAUCUUGAGAGGUAAGGGCAAAUCAAGUCUCCUAACAUCCAGAAGCAGAUGGUUCCGGGUGAGAUGAGGAAAGAUGCCCUGACUGACGGACAUCCGCACUCUUUAUCACAGCUGUGUCCUUCCCAGGAUGCCAUGCAGGAGACAGCGGAGCGGAUCAGGGAGUUGGAGAUGGCACUGAGGGAGAGCAUGAACACAUCCGCUCAUAGGGAGGCUCUCUGGGCGCAAGAGGAGGCUGCCCGUGUUCAGGCCCAGAGAGAGCUGGAGGAGCUGAUGGGAGCUUUGGAGAAGACGCGACAAGAGCUGGACGCCACCAAACUCCAUCUGUCCUCCACUCAGCAGUCCCUGCAUGAAAGAGAUGGACACCUCAACAGUCUGCGCCAGGAGAGACGCAGACAGCUGGAGGAGAUUCUGGAGAUGAAGCAGCAGGCUUUGCUGGCAGCCAUCAGUGAGAAGGAUGCUAACAUUGCACUGCUUGAGUUAUCCUCCUCCAAACGGAAGAAAACCCAAGAGGAGGUGAUGGCUCUGAAGAGGGAGAAAGACAGGCUCAUGCACCAGCUCAAACAGCAGACUCAGAGCAGAAUGAAGCUGAUAGCGGAUAACUACGAGGAAGAUCACAUCCACCCCAAACAUAAUCCUCACCACUUGCAUCCAGCAAACGUGCAUCACCGAAGCCUGCAAAGAGGACCCCCCCAUGCUAACCACCGACCCCCUAUGGACCAGGAUGAUGAAGAGGGAAUAUGGGCAUGAUGACCACCACCAUGGGAACCCUGCAUCUAUUGUUCACACUGCUCCACAGCCAAGUACCAAGAGGUUUGAGAGCUUCAACUGCAUGCAUACACACUCAACCGGCCAUACCUCCCCUACAUCAUGACCAGACAUACAUAUAAACCCACAAUUUCAAGAUCAGUUUUCAGUUGGUCAGAAUUUUUCCAUCUUACCGAUGAAUGUUACCUUCACUGAUGUGCACAGUGGCCCACUGAGGACCACGGCCCACUGUGGGUGAACGUCCCCACCAGAGCAUCAGUCAUCAGUGCUCAGCUUCAAGGUAUUGGCAAGGGGGUCCACUGCCUUGAUUUCCCUAGCUGUUUCCAACAGACUAGGAGCUGGAUUCAUUUUACAGUACCACGGUGCUACAGAGUUCUGGCUUCACUUCAACUGACAGUAAACACUGCCGACUACUAGUGUGGCUAAGCUGAGCCAGUGGAACUAGCUGUAAACCCAUGCCAUUUGUCGACUGCUUCAUGAUGGCAUGAAUGUGCUUACUUCUGCAGCUAAAUAUCAGACUUUUGUAAAUUUCACAACAUGGACCUCAAAAUCCACAAUCCACAGAGACCUUCUCAAUGUACCGUGCCAAAAGAGACGUCCCUGUCUGCUGAAACAAAUUACUGAAAUGGGACUGCAUCUGAAUCAUUUGGGCUACCCAGUAAACCACCCUAGUUACUCAUUUUGUCUGACCAUCUCCCACUUCCUGCAGGGAGAUCAACAAGAAAAGGAAAAUUUGGGCUUGAAGAUGCCCCACAAAAACAGUUUGAGUAUCAGCUUACACCUUCUCUAAAAAUCAGGACCUUAAUUAACAGGGGAGGAAACACAGCUGACCUCAAAUCAAACAGAUUACUGUAAGAACAGUGUGUUUAUACAUUUCCCCUUGUGUUCUUUUAGCCUGCUGUGCAGUUGUUUAAUGAACCAAUAUCAUGUUCUGUUUGCUUUUCUACAUCCAAAAGAGUUUUGAGUGCCACUCUUCUUCUUCUUUUUUUGAAGUUGCAACAGCUGUGUGUGACUUAUUAUGCUGAUGAGUAAUGUAUCAUUUUGUUGUCUAUUUAUUGAUCCUGUGAAUCUGAGUGGCUAAUCUGUUUCUUAUGACGUGAAUUGCAUUUUAAAGCACUGUGUCAUUACUUUUUCUCACUAUACUGGAGGUGGUUGUGAGGUGACGAUUAUAAGAAGUAAUGUGUUUUAAUUCAACAGUGUUUCCAUUUGGCCCUUACCUAAUAUGUACAGUUUUUGUACAGUGUGCGUGUGUGUCUG
Messenger RNA from Xiphias gladius (swordfish), 4710 nucleotides. RefSeq names its product ERC protein 2-like. Gene Ontology annotation, molecular function: structural constituent of presynaptic active zone. NCBI's taxonomy places the organism in Eukaryota, Metazoa, Chordata, Actinopteri, Istiophoriformes, Xiphiidae. Gene Ontology annotation, cellular component: cytoskeleton of presynaptic active zone. Gene Ontology annotation, biological process: maintenance of presynaptic active zone structure; neuromuscular synaptic transmission; regulation of synaptic plasticity. The record is from RefSeq and is a predicted model, not a curated record. The transcript has 18 exons.